Messenger RNA from Rattus norvegicus (Norway rat), 879 nucleotides. NCBI's taxonomy places the organism in Eukaryota, Metazoa, Chordata, Mammalia, Rodentia, Muridae. The record is from RefSeq and is a predicted model, not a curated record.
CCCAGAUCAAUCCUUCAGGAGGCGACAGGUAACGGUCCCUGGAGGGGGAGGGGCGUCUCUAACGUCUGGGAAAGAGGUUCUGCUCCGUGCAUCUCUGAGUGCCUUCCUGAGGCUGAUGGGACACUCCCUCACCGGUCUACCUGAGCCUACAACUUCUCCAGGGCCGACCUAUGUUCCUCUCCCCUGCACCAAAGGACUACAUGUGUGAGGGGCCGUGUUACAAGUGGAAGCUCCGAAAGGCGACUCUGCUUCUGUGCCGGGUUUAUCACCGUUGCCCGGAGCCACCGGCUCCCCACCCCCACCCUGUGCAAAUACACAGCGGAUCGCAGGCAACAGCCAGACUGUGGGAAGGACUGGUGAGCGCCUGGAGAGGAGCUCCUGUACCUGGGAGGCAGGACCUCGAAUCAGGACAAGUGAAGAAAGCAAUGAACCAAGGCAAGAGCGACCUCAGUGAAGACCAGCGUCAGAGAAACCCAAGGAAGACCAGCAGUGAGCUACAAGGUGAACCAGUGCAAAAGCAUCGUCCACUGUCUGUUGGUUUCUACUCAUACUCUUUCCAGAUAUUACACGUUCUCUCAAGCAUUCGCUUCAGAAAAACAUCACAUGGCAUUUCACCAGACAGCUUCCAGAAAACAAUCACGUCGGUUCUCAGCAACACAUACUCUCAUAAAACAGUUUUCAGAAUGAGCUGGGGAGGUGGCUCAGCAGUUAAGAGGCCUUCCUUCUCCUUCAGAGGUCCUCAGUUUGAUUCCCAGCAACCCCAUGGUGGCUCACUACCAUCUGCAAUGGGAUAGGAUGUCCUUUUCUGCUGUGUCUCCAGAGAGCAACACUGCACUUAUAAUAAAAAAAAAAUAAAGACAGUUUCCAGAAAACCCCAAA